Messenger RNA from Orcinus orca (killer whale), 12522 nucleotides. RefSeq names its product slingshot protein phosphatase 1 (gene SSH1). Gene Ontology annotation, molecular function: actin binding; protein tyrosine/serine/threonine phosphatase activity. The transcript is spliced from 15 exons. Gene Ontology annotation, biological process: negative regulation of actin filament polymerization; protein dephosphorylation; actin cytoskeleton organization. The coding region runs from base 4500 to 7622 and encodes 1040 amino acids. Lineage: Eukaryota; Metazoa; Chordata; Mammalia; Artiodactyla; Delphinidae. Gene Ontology annotation, cellular component: cytoplasm. The record is from RefSeq and is a predicted model, not a curated record.
GCCCCGGCCUGAGCCGCCGCGCCAGGCCUGGGCCGCGAGUGCGGGGCGCCCGGGGCUGCGCCAGGGCAGCUUCAAGGGGUUCUUGGCCUGCGGGGCCGCAGCUGGACGACCCAGCCUUGGCAGCCGGACUGGGGUGACUGUGCGGGAGGCUGUGAGCGAGUGUGACCCCUGUUUGGGGGUGACUCUGCAGUGAGACUGUGUGUGCGGGUGUGACCCUCGUCUGGGGGUGACUGUGUGACCCCUGUUUGGGGGUAAGUGUGCGUGAGCCGGUGUGUGUGACCCCCAUCUGGGGGUGACUUUGUGUGUGUGGGACCCCCAUCUGCGGGUGACUUGUGAAUUUGAGCCCCGUCUGGGGGGUGACCGUGAGUGUGUGACAGUGUCUCUCGUCCGGGGGUGACUGUGCGGGAUACUGGACGUGGGACCGGGACUCCUGAUUGGGUAACUGCCUGAGAUGCUGGUUCUAAGAUUCAGGACCCUGUGGCUUGUCUCGGCCCUUUCCCUGUGUGCCCGGCUGAAUGUAUGCAUGUGUAUGCCAGCCUGUGUGUGCCUCUCCCUGUGCGUGAAUCUGGCCUGUCCCCUGGGAGCCGUGCCUGUGUGAUGCUGGGGGAGAGGCUGCCGGGUGCCCCUGUGGGUGGUGAGAUUGUUUCCCCCGACUGCACGCCCCUGGAGUUCUGGCUCUGGGUGUGAGUGGCCGUGCCUCUCGGGGGCCGGCGUCACCGUGUGACAGUGGCUGAGUGAGCUCAGGGUGCUGGGUGACUGUGUGUCAUGUCUUUGUGUGCAGCUGAGUCUGGGUUUUUCUUGCUGUGAUAUCUUUCGGGGCUGCAUGUUUUUGUGCAUCUGGCUGUGCAUGUGGCUGCGGCCGACUCUGGGGCUGCUGGGAUUGCACCAGUGCUUUCUGGGGCUGAAAGUGCAUCUUUGCGCUGUGCGGGUUUCUGUGCGUCUGCGUGUGACCCAGGCUGUCCUGGACUGGUGCCUUCUUGCUCUGGGGUUACUGAGGAAUUGGUCCUCUGAGUGCACAGUUGGGUUGGACCGUGCUAGUCUGGGCCUCGGGCCUCCGAGCAGUAGAACCAGUUGGGUCUAAACUCACAUCUGUGGCCGGACUGAGUGCUGACCUGCAGACACAGCAGGCUGGAGGAGGCGGCAGGGAGCUGUUUAGGGAAGGGAGAGGAGGCUGGAGGAGGGGCCCUGCAGGCCCAGGAAGUGGCCCCGCCAGCAUCUGGGCAAUUCAGGCCCCUUCUCCCUGGGGGGAAGUUGACUGAUAACAUGGAAAGGUUUGUGUGUGUUUGUGAGAGAAGAGGACCUCUUUGCGGUUUAACAGCCCUGCCUGUCCCACCAGCUCCUGGUGGGGAAGCUCUUCAGCCUGUUUUGCUGGGACUGGCACUCUCAGAGUGGCUGCAGGGUUGAACCUCACAGCCCCCUUCUCUCAAGGAGAAGCCAUUAAUGAGUUAUCUUGUCUACAGACAGAAGAUUCUAACAGUCCCUGCUCUGCACGGUGGCCAGUAGCCUGCAGCUGAGGAGUCUGCAGUAGCUUCUGGCCUCCCCACAGAGACAUCUGUUCCCCUACAUCAUUUCUACAACUGCUGUCUUGCAGUUUACAAAGUACUUCUCUGCACUUAAUCUCAUGGUCCCUUCUCAAAAACGAGUGAAGAGUUCAGCUCCAGGAAGAGGUUAGACGAAGAGCCUCUCAUCCUAGGUCUCUGAUUCUAAACCCCACGUUCCCUGCGUUACUUUGCACCUGAUCUAUUUCUGCUUUAGACACAUUUAAAAAUUUUCAUUUUAUUAUCUCAUUUUUUAGCUGAGAUAGAAUUCCCAUACCAUAAAUCCACCAUUGUAAAGUGUACAGUUCAGUGGGUUUUAGUGUAUGCACAAGGUUGUACAAGCAUCACCACGAAUUCCAGAACAUUUUCAUCACCCCCAAAAGAAACCUCACACCCCUGAGCCAUCAGCCACAGCCUCCCUCCCACCACCCCUGCCCUGCUGUAACCAACUCUAGGCAACCACUCAUGUACUUUCUGUCUCUGUGUAUUUGCUUAUUCUGGGCAUUUCAUAUAAGUGGAAUCAUACACUAUGUGGCCUUUUGUGUCAGGCUUAUUUCACUCACCAUCAUGUUUUCAGGGCUCAUCCGUGUUGCAGCACGUGUCAGGACCUCAUUCCUUUUUACGGCCGAGUAAUAUUCUAUGGUACGGAUGUACAUUUUGUUGGACAUUGGGGUUGUUUCCACUAGGCACAUUUUAAAUUAUAAUAGAAAGCCUUAUUUUCACCAAAUGCCAGUGACCUCCAAAAUAAGAAUAAAACUCAACCAGCUUUUAUUCAGCUUGAGUAAAUCAGUGGCAUUAGUUGCCCAGGGAGCCAGCAGAGGCUGGGAUGUUCCCUGGAAGGUGAGGCUUUCUUCCAUGUGGGGCGAGGCACAAAGAUGCAAGAAGGAACAGAGAGGGCAGGCGUGUGUGCACAGGAUCAGGAGACGUGGACCAGGCCGGCUGUGCCUCUGGUCUGACCUUCCUCAGGUUACUUCCCUUCUCUGGGCCUCAGCUCAUCUGAAAGGGCUGGCUUCCCUCUAAUGUGUGUUCUUUGGCUUUCUUCUCUGGAAUAACUGACCUUGUGUUGCCUUUCAUCCUGAGAAUCUCAGAGAGUGAGCGAGAAUUAAAUGAUUUUGAAGCCUGUAUCCCCCCCGCCCCCCAUCAUUUCCUUACUCCUCAAAAUGUGCAUCCUUCGUUGAGUCAGAGACACUCAGGGCAUUUCUUUCCUUCCCCAGCCCGUGGUCCUGCUGCACGGCGUGGGAACUAAGGGAAGUCACAGCCCGACCUGCAAAGCAGUGCUUCCCUCUUUUUAAGUUUUGUUCCUUCCCCCCCAGUCUUUUUUUUUUUGCAGUACGCGGGCCUCUCACUGUUGUGGCCUCUCCCGUUGCGGAGCACAGGCUCCGGACGCGCAGGCUCAGCGGUCAUGGCUCACGGGCCCAGCUGCUCCGCGGCAUGUGGGAUCUUCCCAGACCGGGGCACGAACCCGUGUCCCCUGCAUCGGCAGGCGGACUCUCAACCACUAGCGCCACCAGGGAAGCCCCUCCCCCCCCCAUCUUUAAUUAUCUCAUUAAUCUUGUCUCAUUCUUUUGUGAGAACAGGCAGAGAGCCCAAGAAUAGGUAAAGCAGUAGCUCUCAGGAAUGGGUUGUAAUGUUGUGAUUUUUUUUUUUUUUUUUUUACGUUGUGGUUUUUGACAGAUGUUCAAGGUGACUAAUUUUCAUGGGCAGAUCUCCAGUCCCUUUGAGGUGGCGGGGUUGGAUCAGGGUUGCUCAGCCCCAGCAUUGCCGAUGUUGGGUGAGCCGUCUGUUGCAGGGGCCAGUCCUGUGUGUUGGAGGAAGUGUAGCAGCACUCUGACCUCUACCCACUAGAUGCCAGUAGCAUCCUCCCAAAAAAGGCUCCAGCCUUGCCUGGCGUCCCCUGCUGAGAUCCGUUGCCCCCAGUUGAGAACCACUGGGUUAGACCCAGCAGUCUCUUCCAAGUUUGUUCCUGCGGUUGUGUGAGUUGUUUUGUGUAUGUUUCACUUCGGCACCGAAGUUGGUGGCCCUGUGGUCAGCAGAGCUGUCCCCGAUGUUUCCACUUCUCCUUCGUUGUCGGGUAGGGAGUGUGAGAAAUAACUGAUGGUCUCUGCCUCUGCCCAGUGCGUUACAUACAUGAUCUAAUGACAGCGUAGGACCAGGACCCUCUGCUGGACUCAUUCCUUGGUGAAAUUGCCACCUGUGGCGUGUGUGCCUUGCUGCCCAGACCUCUCUCUACAUGAUCUCCGUAACCCUUUUCCCACCACUGCUGGCUUCUGUCUGGUUUCUGUCCUCAGUCAGCCUUGCAUCUCUUCCAGCCAUCACUGCUUUCCAGGUUUCUCUCUUCCCCAUUCAAUGGGCUCCUCUGUGUAACAUACAAAACAUGCCAAGUCCCAGUGGUGCAGAGUCGUUGGGAUGUGUGUUUUCUUCUCAUUUAAGUUUUCUCCUUGAAAGAAAAAAAAGGAAAAAUUGCAGUCAGGGCUUAAAUCGUGGUUACUCUUGGAGCCUCUAACGCCCUUGGCCUUGUAACAUUUAGGAAAUAUUAAAUGUCCCUUUCUUUCAUGUCUAUAAAUAAACCAAUAGCCUAGAAAGUUUUAUAUUAAACUUUAAGCCUUUUUGAGAACCACCAAGAGCUUCAUGACCCACAGACAGCCUGAUCCUGGCCACGUUCCAUUAAGAAAGACUUGCCUGGAAUGGUGGUGGUGGUGGUGGUGGUGGUGGUUUUAUUUAUUUAUUUUUUAACUUGUGUGUUGUGGCUUAAAAUGGUGUUGAUCACUCAGCUGUUGCCUAGCUUGAAGGGAGGAAACAGCCUCUUAAGACAUUGCCCCCUCCCCUUAAAACAGAAAAACAGGAUAUGCUCCAAAGCAGCCCUGGAAAAUGGAGAGCUCAGGGCUGAACAAGCGUGUGGAGUAGCAGCGCCGGCCAGGAGCGCUCUGUUAGCAGGCAUCCGUCUGCGAUGCCUUGGAAGGCAUGUGGGGAAACAUCAGGAAACCUGAAAAUUCCUCCGCGGAAAUUACUCAGGGGAGCAGCAGAGCAGGAUUGUUGGAGGCUGGCAGCGAUGAAGAUCGCAAGUUAAACCACAGCUUAAGUGAGAGUUUUUUCAUGGUGAAAGGAGCAGCCCUCUUCUUACAACAGGGAAGCAGCCCUCAAGGCCAGCGGAGUCUUCAGCAUCCCCACAAGCAUGCAGGGGACCUGCCUCAACAUCUUCAAGUAAUGAUCAACCUUCUGCGUUGUGAAGAUAGAAUCAAGCUGGCCGUGCGCUUGGAGAGCGCCUGGGCUGAGCGGGCCCGCUACAUGGUGGUGGUGGACAGCAGCGGGCGCCAGGACACGGAGGAGAGUAUCCUGCUGGGAGUCGACUUUUCCAGUAAGGAAAGUAAAAGCUGUACCAUUGGGAUGGUUCUCCGACUGUGGAGCGACACAAAAAUCCACCUUGACGGAGACGGUGGAUUCAGCGUCAGCACGGCAGGAAGGAUGCACAUCUUCAAGCCCGUGUCUGUCCAGGCCAUGUGGUCUGCCCUGCAGGUCCUCCACAAGGCCUGCGAGGUGGCACGCAGGCACAACUACUUCCCCGGGGGCGUGGCGCUGCUCUGGGCCUCCUACUACGAGAGCUGCAUUGGCUCCGAGCAGAGCUGCAUCAACGAGUGGAACGCCAUGCAGGACCUGGAGUCCACGAGGCCCGACUCCCCUGCCCUGUUCGCGGACAAGCCAACUGAAGGGGAGAGGACGGAGCGUCUCAUCAAAGCCAAACUCCGGAGCAUCAUGAUGAGUCAGGACCUGGAGAACGUGACGUCCAAGGAAAUCCGUAAUGAAUUAGAGAAACAGAUGAACUGUAACUUGAAAGAAUUCAAGGAAUUCAUAGACAACGAGAUGCUCCUUAUCUUGGGACAGAUGGACAAGCCCUCCCUCAUCUUCGACCACCUUUAUCUCGGCUCUGAAUGGAAUGCAUCCAAUCUGGAGGAACUGCAGGGCUCAGGUGUUGACUACAUUUUAAACGUCACUAGAGAAAUAGAUAAUUUUUUCCCUGGCUUAUUUGCGUAUCAUAACAUCCGAGUCUAUGAUGAAGAGACCACAGACCUCCUCGCCCACUGGAACGAGGCGUACCAUUUUAUAAACAAAGCAAAGAGGAACCACUCCAAGUGCCUGGUACAUUGCAAAAUGGGCGUCAGUCGCUCUGCUUCCACGGUCAUAGCCUACGCGAUGAAGGAAUUUGGCUGGCCCCUGGAGAAAGCCUACAACUACGUGAAGCAGAAACGCAGCAUCACACGCCCCAACGCGGGCUUUAUGAGGCAGCUGUCUGAGUAUGAAGGCAUCUUGGACGCCAGCAAACAACGGCACAACAAGCUGUGGCGCCAGCAGCCUGUGGAUGACCCAGCGGGGCCUGGGGACUUCCUGCCGGAGACCCUGGACGGCAGCCCGGAAGCCCAGCCGCCCUGCCUGGACGCCGCCGCCCAGCCUGGGUUCCCGGGCAGCGGGACCCCGGGGGGACCCGCUCUCCCCUGCUGUCUCCGGCGACUCUCAGACCCCCUGUUGCACUGCCCCAGAGACGAGACGGGCGGCUGGGUCCACCUGGAGGACCUGGAGAGGGAUGCUCUGCUGGAAGAAGCCGCUCAGCCGGCAGAGGCAUCCAAGCCGGCCGGACACGCCCCAGGAGGUCCUGGACUCUGUGAGAAGGAAGUGAAGAAGAAACCAGAGUUUGGGAGCCCCCACGCCCGGGGUGGCGCGUCGCCGCAGGUGGAGGAGAUGGAAAGGGAGGAGGCCCCGGGAGCAGGGAAGUGGGGGCAGCCUGUUACUGAGCUCGAUAACCUGCUGAAUUGGGAAAACCUAAAUAACAACAACAGCAAGAGGAGCUGCCCGGACGACUUCGAGCAUGAUGCGAUCUUUGGGAUCCUUAACAAAGUGAAGCCUUCCUACAAAUCCUGCGCCGACUGCAUGUACCCUGCAGCCAGCGGGAUUCCCGAGGCCUUCGGGGAGCGAUGCAAGAACCCCGGUGCUCCCGCCAUCUGCACCCAGCCCACCUUCCUGCCCCACCUCACGUCUUCCCCCAUGGCCCAUGUGGCCAGCAGGUCCCGAGCUUCAGAGAAACUGUCCUCUGGCCCAACCGAAACUCCCCCAUGCCUACCACCAGCAGGCUCGAGGAGGCCAGACAUCAGUAGCCCUGGGGCUGGGGCUGCCCCAGAGCUACCAGCCAGCCUUUUGGAACCUUCCAGAGAGACUCACAAAGUCCUACCAAAGUCCCUCCUUUUGAAGAAUUCUCACUGUGUUAAGAACGCUCCCAACAUGGAAGUAGCGAAGGACGACUCGCCACCCAAGAAAGAUCCGAAGCCAGCCAAGGACCUGCGGCUCCUGUUCAGUAAAGAAGCCGAGAAACCGACAGCCAACAGCUACCUGAUGCAGCACCAGGAAUCCAUCAUCCAGCUGCAGAAGGCGGGCUUGGUCCGCAAGCACACCAAAGAACUAGAGAGGCUGAAGGGCACGCCGGCCGACCUGGCGGCCCCCUGCAAGGAUGGCCCCGCCAGCAGGCUGGAGGCCAGCAUCCCCGAGGAGAGCCAGGACCCGGCUCUGCCUGGCCAGGCCCAGGGCGACGAGAAGCCCGAGGCUGGCCCCCCUCCGUCAGAAGGAGCCCCACUGAAGAGCCCCCCGCUCUUCCUCUGCCGCCCAGACCACACCAGUCACUUCUCAAAAGACUUCCUGAAGACCAUCUGCUACACCCCGACCUCAUCCUCCAUGAGCUCCAACCUGACCCGGAGCUCAAGCAGCGACAGCAUCCACAGCGUCCGUGGGAAGCCCGGGUUGGUGAAGCAGCGCACGCAGGAGAUCGAGACCCGGCUCCGGCUGGCGGGCCUCACGGUCUCGUCCCCGCUCAAGCGCUCUCACUCCCUCGCCAAGCUCGGGAGCCUCAACCUCUCGACGGAGGACCUGUCCAGUGAGGCCGACGUGUCCACCGUGGCUGACUCCCAGGAUGCCAGGUUGAGCGAGUCUUCCUUCUUGCAUGAGCCCCCAGUGGCCCCCAGGAACCCAACUGCAACCUCUAAACCAUCAGGGAAAUCUGCCCCGGAAAACUUGAAAAGCCCUUCGUGGAUGAGCAAAAGCUGACCCGCCUUUGGCUGCGUUUGGACUUCUGUGAUCCCUCCUUUAGUUUCACUGUGGAUUUUGGUCCACCCCUUCUGUCUUGAUUUCCUUUAAAUAAUUGGCGUUAUCCUUACUUUUCCUCCCCUCUUGCGGCAAAGGGGAGAAGAAGAAACAACAAUACCUAACAUACAGCACAAGAAGAAAGGGGAGCAUUGGUUUUGUAGCCUGGGGGAACCAGCAGCUGUUGACCAGUAGACUCUGACUCCAAAUGAGGUGUUCCGGGUGCUUCUCGUGUGUUAAGAAGAGCAUUUAUACAGCGAUGCACACACAUCAAAAAUCCUCUGGCACGGGGCUUCCCUGGUGAUGCAGUGGUUAAGAAUCCGCCUGCCAAUGCAGGGGACACGGGUUCGAGCCCUGGCCCGGGAAGACCCCACAUGCCGCAGAGCAACUAAGCCCAUGCGCCACAACUACCGAGCCUGCGCUCAUAGAGCUCACGCUCCGCAACAAGAGAAGCCACGACAAUAAGAAGCCCGCUCACCGCAGUGAAGAGCAGCCCCUGCUCGCCACAACUAGAGAAAUCCCGUGCACAGCAAUGAAGACCCAACACAGCCAAAAAACAAAACAUCCUCCGGCACAACCUGCAAAGGAAUAGCUGUGGCAUUGGCAUCGCCACCACGGCACGUGUCCUAGCUCAUUCAGGCCCUUCUGGGAAAACUCCUGGAUGGCAAUAGAAGUCCUACCUCUGAUCCUGCUCUGCUUUUUAUUUUUAAACUCCAAUAAUGACCAAGGCUCAUUCCAGGGAAAAAUGCUGUGUCAGAAAAGAUUUUUCCGAAAGAGAACUUUCUGUUGUGCGGUUGUCAGGACCCCAAAAAGUAUUAAGACUUUUAAGGUGCCUGCGCCAAACACUGCUAGUUAAAGUGACACGAAGGCGCGAAUGCUGCUGUCAGACCAACUCCAGGGUGAGUGGAGGUCCUCUGAGCAGCUGACUUGCCUGUCCUGGCGUGCUGUCACAGCUGAGUGACGUGUGUCUGGCCGGCCCUGGGGUGAGGUGGGGGGAAAUGUGUGUGGGAUCCUCAGUUUGUUGCUAAAGGUCAGUCUUCAGUUGUCCCCCAUCUGGGGAGAAGGACCCACAAAGUAUCAUUGAGUCUUAUCUGCUGCGGAACCCAAUGCGGUCGUGUUGUGGUUCGUAGGGACUCAAGUGUCUGGCGGGGCCGGGGAUUCUGAGAUGUGGGUCACCCCGUCAGGAGCCCCAGCACUCAGGUUCAUUAGGUCACAUGUACUCACGUUUGGGGAGGAAAAGGAGAUUUCAGCAGUGAGGAACGCUCAGUCACUCUCAAGGAACAACUUAGCAGCAGCUUCUCUGAGAAGUGGGACUGGGGGAAGCCCUGGCAGGUGUUUACAGUCGCCCCUUCCUGCGGUGAGAACGCUGCUUCCUGUUUCUCUGCGGCUCUUCCCAGCGGGCAGGACAGCGCGUGGUCCUGAGUGUCUCUGGGAGUAGUCCCUCUAAGGAUCUUGAGUGGAGGGACUCCUCUGAUGUUGGCCAGCAAGACAGGAUGUUAAAAUAUUUUGGAGAGAGAGAAGAGGUCUGUUAAGUUUAAUUCAGGGGUCAGCAAACCAUGGUGUAUGGCCCCAAGAGCUAAGAUUGUUUUUUAUAGUUUUAAGGGAUUAUCAAAAAAUUAACAAAUAGGCGACAGAGACCAUGUAGCCUGCAAAGCCUAAGCUAGCUACCUUGCGAUCAGGCUCUUUAUAGAAAACUUUCGCCGAGCCCUGGCCAGUGAAACUAGAAAUCCUUCAAGGGCCAGCCAAAUUCCAAACGUGGGCAAAUGAGUCGCCCUCUUACGUUGGUCAGAACCGGGCCCCCAAGAGUAGCCCAGGCAGGGUCUGCAGGAAGAAGGCUAGUCCGUAUUUCAGCUAGUGGGUAGAGUUUUUGCAAAAACCCUCUCUCCGGAAACUUUUUCUCCCUGGCCUUAUUUUUUUUAUUAAAGUAUACGUUAUUUUACCCUAUCGGAAUUUGUUUUCCCACCACUGUCAACUGAAAUCAGCUUAAAAGGUGAUUAUCCACUUAUUGCGGAAAACCCAGUUGGGUUUCCUCCUCUCUCUCAGCCAACAAGAGCACAGUCUCAAAAAAUAUAUAUCAGGUUCAGUGUUUUGCCAAAUUAAAUUUCAUGUGGUGGAUCAACUUUUGUGUCAAAAUAAUUCUUUAAAUUUGAUGAUGCCAGGCUUAUGUUGGUUUUUUAACCAUGCCUGGGUAUGAUACAGUUUUGAAGACCUUAAUUUUGAAAGCCAUAAUUUUUCUUAUCCAGUUAAAGGGUGGGAGGAGGAUUACGAGUACUAGUGGGUCUCUGGCUUUUGGCAAAGUUAUCCAUUCGCUGUCGGGAGCUAGUCUAUCGGUAUCUAAACAGACCAGGGCCCAGGUACCCAUCAUCAGAGCAAAAUUGAUGGAUGACACUGUAGCCUGGAGAAGAGGGUGAAGGUUCUUCUCUGAGACCCAGAUCAGUGGCACACAAACAUAUGGCAGAUUGCUAUUUUAAAUGUUACACUAACAAGACAAGAGCAUUCUCCCAGGCUUGGAGACACCUUGGCAAAGACAGAUUCAUACCGGUCUCUGAAAAGCCAUAAGCUGUGCCACUUCUUGACCAGUGCUUCACCUGUAAGCUUAGCAGAUGGGGGAGAUUCCGAAUGGAGGCGGCAGUGGUUUAUGCUGUGAAAGUCACUGAUUUUGGUGACCGCCAUCUUCGUGGAAUGCCUUUGUCGAACUAGGCGAGAACAAAAGCUUUCUAAAUAAGCUCAGUACCCUGUGAAUUCAGCUGCAUUUCCUCUUCCACCUCACCUUUCCCUCCCUUGCACUCUCAUUCACGUGGCAUGCCAAAAUUAGAGCGAACUCCUCUAGGUCUUCCUCUUGCAACGAUACAGGGAGGUCUUCUCAUCAAGUUUUGUUGUGUCGAAGAGGAGAGGUGGUCACAGAGAGAGGGGAAACCGUGCUGCCCUUGAUCGGGACCUGACCUUGCCGAUUUCCAUGUCUUUGCCUUGUAGCUACUUCAGGGCCUUGGAGCAAUGUGCAUCAUUCCAUGAACUUCUUGACAACAAGGUUCUUGCCCCCAGUCUCACCUGCCUCCUUGGUCUCAGUGCAGGCACCAGUGCCAGCCUCUCGGCUGCCAGACAGCUCUCUGCUGGGUGGAGGUACCCGGUCCAUCAGGCGAGCAGGUUACUCUGUCCAGCUCCCUUCCGCUCCAUCCCACCCUCUCCAGCUAAAAAGCAUUCCAGCUCUUUCUAAAGCCUUUUCCCUCCUGGAUAAGCCCAGAGGAUGCCUGGGAUGGAGCCAAAGAGGCCAUAGAAUUAACAUCGUCAGGACAACCCUGUACGUCGGCACUGUGCACAGGUGCCAUCCCAGGAGGCUGAUGGAUCCCCUGCUCCCCUGGGGCCCCUGCUCCCUAGUGAGAGGAAAUGCUGUCAUGUAGUCGAGAGCAUGUGAGUAACCUCACCCAAAGUGUCCGAAGAGCGACUUGCUGUCUGUUGGCUGGAAACGCUUGGUGCCAGAACACAUUUCCCAGAACCCUGCUCUGGCUCGCCACCCGGCAGGGCUUCCCCGCACCCACGCGGCCGGCACAGUGACGGCCGCCCCUUCACCUCCGGCAGGGGAGCCAGGCGGGCAGGAGAUUUGUGACAUCGGGACAGUGUGGUGCAGGGUCACCGGCUGCUGUCCCACCCCCAGCGUCUCCCCGACGCGGCAUGCCAAAUGAAGGUACUUAUGGACCCCCGUGCUCAGCUCCUUGGUCUUUUUAUUGUCUGCUCUGCAGUUGAACACGUAUGUGUAUGAGUUCACUCUGCACAAAUAUAUAUAUUUGAAUCUGUCUGUCUAUCACUUGAAUCAGAGCAUCACGUGCAUCCCUCCUCCCUCACAUACACGCACACUGUGUCACCCGAGCUAUGAAGCGGGUCCCCUUGAACGGUCUGGAGCGACGCAGUGCGGUGCUGCCCUCGGUGGGUGUGGAUGUGACCACCUCGUCUUUGUCUUGCAGUGGGUGCUGCAGCCCCGGCCUGUGUCGGUCUCUUAGCAGGAGUCUUAGAACCAGACCCCCGGUCCUCUGCUGUCCUUUCUGUCGGCCGCGCUGCUCACGGAGAUGGCCGCUCCCUCCCUGCCUCCUUCCUGACACUGUAAUUAUUGUUUUACAAUCGAGUGCCUUAAUAAUAGUUUACAAAUACUGUGUAUUUAUGGGCAACCGUUAAGCUCUCGCCUUCUGUGAUUGGAUACUUUGCCUCGUCAGUGGUGGUUGGCGUUUUUAGGGCUGGAGCUUGCCUGCCCCGUGCUUGUGCUGGUCUGUCGUGCGGCUUCUCGCACCUGCCCGCAGCCAGGCCAGGAGCGUUGCUAGAAACGGCGCUGGCGGUUUCUGUUGGCAAGGCGGGCACGGUUUCAGCCACGGCCCGGUCCGUAAUAAGCGAGGAAAGAACGGGAUUGGUUUGCUGGCCAGCCGGGGGGGGUGGCGCGGUCCAGGCUCCCCCUGGACCGCAGCCCAGCCCCUCCCCUGUUCCCCCCAUCACGCAACUGUACUCCUGUUCAGUAGAGUUUUUAUUACCACCUAGGCCCCCCCUGUUUCCCUCUUUACUGGUAUCCUGAGCUCUUUGCAACAAAAUGCAGGUACAGACCGCCAUCAGGAGCUCCACAAGAUGGGCUGCCCUUUGGUUGUCAGAAGCCGCCAGUGGGUUCCAGUGUGUUGUGUUAUGAUAUCAAUGAUUUUUUUUUAUUAUAUUGUUUUUCUUCUUGUUUUUUUUUAUAUUAUAUAUUUAAAAGGCAGUAUCUUUUGUACUGUGAAUUUGCAGUAGAAGAUGCAGAAUGCACUUUUUUUUUUUUUUUACUUCUGUUGGUGUGUACUGUAUAUAGUCUGUGUGCUUCCUGUGAUGAAAAUAAACUUUUUCUUUAUAAAUG